Rangifer tarandus platyrhynchus (Svalbard reindeer) is the source of this 312-nucleotide messenger RNA. Lineage: Eukaryota; Metazoa; Chordata; Mammalia; Artiodactyla; Cervidae. The record is from the annotation of a GenBank genome assembly.
AUGUUGAAGAAAUGUAGUGCCUUACAAGAUGAUACUAGGAUCAUGACUAUGAUCGACUUAAAGGAAUACAAAAUCAACAGCUGUUCAAGAGAAGACUAUCAUAAGAAGAACUGCCUGGUUAAAGCAAAAGAAGACCAUCGUGUUGCAGCAAGUAAACCUAUGGAAAAAACAUCUCUUGUCGAUCAAAAGCAGUGUUCCCAGAUCUCCCAGGAUAGCAGUUUACCUGUUGUCACCCACUUCUCAUUGACAUCCAAAAUCUGUUUAGAAAAUGGUUUGGUCCUAAGCAUCCUUCCUCAAAAUUGGAAAUUCUAA